AAACGCGUGAUCUGUUUUCUGAACUCUAAUUGGCUGUCCCCAGCUCCUUUUGAAUAGCGUUCCCUGAUUUGAUGCGGAGGGAAGUUCAAAAAAUUUAGGAACAGGAACGGUGAAACUACUGGAAGAAGCGAGUAAUAAUGAUACGACAAGCGAAGGGUAAAACCCCCCGCAGGCCUCCAAAAAAGCCCUCCAGCAACCAGAAAGACCCUGUUGGUGUGUACUGCCGUGUACGACCCCUGGGUGUGGAGGAUGAAGAGUGCUGCAUUGAAGUGAUCAGUAGCACCACCAUCCAGCUACACGCUCCUGAAGGUUUCAAAACAAACCGAAAUGGAGAGUACAAAGAGACACAGUACUCCUUCAAAAAAGUCUUUGGCGUUUCAGUAUCUCAGAUCGAGCUGUUUGAGAAUAUGGCCAAACCUCUUGUGGACGACCUCAUUCAUGGGAAAAAUGGGCUUCUCUUCACAUACGGAGUCACAGGAAGUGGAAAGACGUACACCAUGACUGGCUCUCCAGGCCAGGGUGGACUUCUACCUCGCUCACUUGACAUGAUCUUCAGGAGUAUAGGACCCUACCAGGCCAAGAGAUAUGUUUUCAAAACUGAUGACAAGAAUGGUAUGGAGGUUCAGAAUGAUGUGGAUGCUUUGUUGGAGCGCCAAAGGCGGGAAAAUAACUUGCCUGUUCCAAAAACAUCAGCCAGGCAAAAGCUUGAUCCUGAAAUUGCUGACAUGAUAAAGCAGGAGGAGGCUUUCGAAGCAGAUGGAGUUGAUGAAGACAGCAGUUACAGUGUGUUUGUGUCCUACAUAGAAAUCUACAACAACUACAUCUAUGAUCUUCUAGAGGAAAACCAGGAAGAUGCGAUCAAACCAAAGUGGAAUGGUGGAGGCACACCAGUGCGCCAGAACACUGAUUUCAUACCACCUCAGUCUAAAACCCUCAGAGAGGAUCAGAAUCAUAACAUGUAUGUGGCUGGUUGUAUGGAAGUUGAAGUUAAGUCUGCUGAGGAGGCCUUUCAAGUAUUCUGGAGAGGUCAAAAGAAGAGGAAGGUUGCUAACACCCGUCUGAACCGGGAGUCCAGUCGCUCCCACAGUGUGCUCAUCAUUAAACUGGCUCAGGCGCCUCUUGAUGCAGAUGGAGAUAAUGUUCUCCAGGAUAAAAACCAGGUGACUGUCAGCCAGCUGUGCCUGGUGGAUUUAGCAGGAAGUGAGCGCACAGGAAGGACAGGCGCAGAAGGAACCCGUAUACGUGAAGCAGGUAACAUUAAUCAGUCGUUGCUGAACCUGCGGACAUGCAUCGAGAUUCUUCGAGAGAACCAGAUGUGUGGAACAAACAGGAUGGUUCCCUACAGAGAUUCCAAAAUAACACAUCUCUUCAAGAACUACUUUGAUGGAGAAGGAAAAGUCCGAAUGGUUGUGUGUGUCAAUCCAAAGGCCGAUGACUACGAGGAAACUUUGCUGGUGAUGCGGUUUGCAGAGAUGACCCAGGAGGUGGAGGUGGCUCGGCCGGUGGACAGGCCCAUCUGUGGCUUCACCCCGGGCCGUCGCCAUAGAAACCAGGCCUUUAAAGAGGAACUGUCCCGUAAACUAGAGGAGCGUGGUGGUCCAACAGACAGGGAUAUUCCAUCUGUUAUCAGCUCCGUGGUUCACAGUCUCCCACCCUUACCUUCCUGUGAGCUAACCGAUCCUUACGACGACAUCACUCUGCCCAGGCUGAUCGAAGCUCUUCAGAACAGAUACAGGAUCAGGCAGAUGAUGAUCGAUGAAUACCAUCAAGCAGCCAACAUGAUGAAGUCCUUGCUUCAGGAAGUGGACAACAACCUCAUUUCUAAAGAAAAUUUUAUUCAUGAACAAAAUGGGAAACUGAUUGAGAAGGACAAAAUCAUUCAGAACAACAAGGCUGAGAUCGAACGCUUGGAAAAGAAAAACAAGAUGCAAGAACACAAGAUUGAUAUUCUGCAGAAAACCACUAAAAUCUACGAGGAAGACAAACGUUCACUGCAGCAGGAGCUGGAAACCAGAGACCAGAGGCUGCAGAGGGAGCAGUCGGAGAAGAGACGCAUGGAGCAGCGCAUGCAUGGUGUGGUUUCAGACACCCAGCACAAGUGGGAGAAAGAAUGUGACAGACGUGUUAAUGCAAUGCAGCUGGAGAUGCAGAACAAGCUCUGGGUCAAAGACGAGAAGCUGAAACAGUUGAAGGCAAUUGUGACAGAAAGCAAGACUUCAACUCGUCCGGAUCCUCCACCACGUCAGACGCAACCUAAACGACCUUCUAGAGAGGAACGCCUCCCUGCAAAGAGAUCAGCCUCACCUUCGCCUGGCCCUUCUGUCCCCUUUGCUCCCCAGUGUCCUGUUGAUUGCCCUCAUGUCAGCCCAGUGCCAGGGCAAGUCAGUGCCACUAGAUUCGAGGAGGUUGAAAUGAGCCCCGUCCACAGCACCACCAGUAGCUCCUCGUCUGUAGCCAGCUGCAUCUCAACAUGGGAGCAGCGCACUGCCCAAGGCAGCAGGCAGGGUUAUCAGUCUCCCAGAACGCCCAAGAAAACCCAGUCCUCAGCAGGCAAAUCCCAGUCCACAGCAGGCACCUUGGCCAGCCAAGCCAGGAGGAGAGCCGUAUGUUUUAGUAAAGAAGAUGAAGAGGAGAGAUCCCCAACGUAUGAUCUAGACAUUACUGAGGGAUGCUACAGGACAGCGACCCCGGUGCGACCUCUGCACCGCCGCUCCCGCUCUGCUGGUGGGGAGAAAUGGGUGGACCACAAGCCCACCUCCAGCCUGGACUUGGGUACCGUUUUGCAGCCUGUCAUCCCCAAUGCCAUUCAGGUGUCUGCACCAAGUGAGAAGGCUCUAUCCAAGUGUGAUAGAUACGUGCUAACACAUCAAGAGAUCGCCUCUGAUGGCGAGAUAGAGACCAAACUUAUAAAGGGUGAAGUGAUAAGAACCAGAGGAGGAGGGCAGGCUGUCCAGUUCACUGACAUUGAGACGCUGAAGCAGGAGCUCACAACAAUCCCAAGCCGCAAAAGAAAAUCGUCAGAGGGCAAACCUGCAAAUGGAGCCCAAACAGAUGGAGCUUGGACAGAUACAGAGACAAGGUGCUCUGUGGCCGUGGAGAUGAGGGCUGGGUCAAAGAUUGGUCCUGGCUAUGAGCAUCAUGGAAUUACAAAGCGCAGAAAACCCUGAAUGCAGCUGCAGUGAUCACUUCCUCACUCUCACCUGGCUGUUGUGCAAUAAUCUCAACCUUUUUUUUAUUUAGCUGUAGUGAUGAUAUUUAAACAUUUUCCACACAACGUAUAUAUAAAAAUGUGUUUAUACAGGAAUCACCAAAGCUUUUUGUAAAAUAUAUUUUAUAUUUGUAUUUGAACCAAUAGAAAAAAGUGUUUGACUGAGUUAAAGGUGGCAGAAAUGUGUAGUUACUGCAGAUCUGCUGCUGAGAAAAGUGUGUUUGCACAUUUGUGUGUAAUGUAGUCACAUUUGAUACCUGGCACAUGAGACCUUGUGAAGCAUUGUUUUUGUCUGCUGCAUCACAGUCUCUUCUGGUUGGUGAAGUAUAGAACUGUAGGUUAAGUAAAAAAUACUCCAGAACUUUUCAAAUGCCUUUUGUUUUAUAAAAAAGAUUCUGCCACUGAAAAUGUGUUUUUACUCCUGCCUUACUACAAACCCAGGAAUAAAAUUCCAUUGCAAUAACA
Cheilinus undulatus (humphead wrasse) is the source of this 3673-nucleotide messenger RNA. RefSeq names its product kinesin family member 23 (gene kif23). Lineage: Eukaryota; Metazoa; Chordata; Actinopteri; Labriformes; Labridae. Gene Ontology annotation, biological process: microtubule-based movement. Gene Ontology annotation, cellular component: nucleus; kinesin complex; microtubule. The transcript has 24 exons. Gene Ontology annotation, molecular function: ATP hydrolysis activity; microtubule binding; microtubule motor activity. Bases 138 to 3167 code for a protein of 1009 amino acids. The record is from RefSeq and is a predicted model, not a curated record.